Molecule: messenger RNA, 1182 nt
Organism: Anopheles merus
Lineage: Eukaryota; Metazoa; Arthropoda; Insecta; Diptera; Culicidae
Gene: Irk3
Product: ATP-sensitive inward rectifier potassium channel 8
Exons: 2
Coding region: 1-1182 (393 amino acids)
Biological process (GO): potassium ion import across plasma membrane; regulation of monoatomic ion transmembrane transport
Cellular component (GO): plasma membrane
Molecular function (GO): inward rectifier potassium channel activity
Source: RefSeq, a predicted model, not a curated record
AUGGAUUCCUCCAGUGCACAAGAAGGUCUCAGAAAGAGACCGAAAAGUAGUGAUUCUGGUUCGCAAGAUCGGCUAACGCUCGACACACGUGUGGUGAACAAAAUUGGCGAACGAAAUGUGCGUAUUUACAAUCUUCCCCAAAGGUCGAUUCGCUUCGUGAAAGAUCUGGUAACAACACUGGUGGAAGAGCAAUGGCGUUACGUUCUGUUCGUAUUUGUCGCCAGCUACGUCGGCAGCUGGGUGUUCUUUGCCGGCCUGUGGUACAUUCUUUCCUACGCUCACGGUGAUCUGAUUCAGGAUUCAGCCACCGGGGAACGGUUGGGCGAUGGCGUUAUGCCGUGCGUGCAGGGAGCCACCAACUUUAUCGGGUUCGUGCUGUUCAGCAUGGAAACGCAAAUAUCUACCGGAUACGGCGAAAAGGUACCGACCGAGGAAUGUCCAGAAUCGUUCGGACUGCUCACCAUCCAGCUGAUCGUGGGGCUGCUAAUCGACGGUGCCAUACUCGGGGUGGUGUACGCGAAGUUGGUCCGUCCGCCGCAGAAAAUCUCCGAAAUGAAGUUCAGCCGACGGGCCGUGAUCUGUCAGCGGGAUGGGCAGCUGUGCUUCGUGUUUCGUAUCUGCGACCGGAAGUGGCAGCAUGCCAUCGAGACCAAGGUGACGGCCGUCCUGCUCGCAUCGAGACGCACCGCCGAGGGAGAGGAGAUCGAGAAGAACGAAUCCUACCUGAAGCUGGAGAACGAUGGACGGUUGGUGUUGCUUUGGCCCGUUACCGCUUGUCAUGUGAUCGAUCGCGAUAGCCCGCUGUAUGAUGUGUCCGCGGCGGACCUGCUCGAGCGCAAGCUGGAAAUUGUGAUAACGAUUACGGGCGGCACGAUGACGACGGGGCAGAUUAAUCAGGCGCGCACCUCCUACGUACCGUCGGAAAUAUGCUGGGGCCAUCGGUUCCGUGACAUUGUGGAGUAUGACGCACGAAAGCAGUCGUAUGUGGCAGUAAACGAGCGCAUGCAUGAGAUAGAGCAGGUCGACACGCCACUGUGCAGUGCGCGCCAGUUAGAUAUGUUGAAGAAACGGCUACAACGAGAUGUUAAGCACGACCGACCGGCUCGCCAAGAAUCGAGUAUCAUUUUCAGAGACAGUGCGAAUUCCGAUUCGGAGCCGAAGACGGCCGAUAGUAAUGUAUAA